AUGCCCCCCUCUCAAGGCGUUAAUGGUGCCCAGGAGGCCUCUGAGAGGGGGAAGGGGGAUACAUGCUGUAACCUCAUAAGGGCCACAAGGGAUCCAGCCCCAGUCCCUUCUGCCCCAGAGCCCCAGCCCCUCCAGUCCCAGAUCCCCAGUCCCCCAGCCCCAGUCCCUUCUGCCCCAGAGCCCCAGUCCCUCCAGCCCCAGAGCCCCAGUCCCCCCAGGCCCAGUCCCUCCAGCCCCAGAGCCCCAGUCCCCCCAGGCCCAGUCCCUUCUGCCACAGAUCCCCAGCCCCUCCAGCCCCAGUCCCUCCAGUCCCCCCAGCCCCUCCAGCCCCAGUCCCUCCAGUCCCCCCAGCCCCUCCAGCCCCAGCCCCUCCAGUCCCAGAUCCCCAGUCCCCCCAGCCCCAGUCCCUUCUGCCCCAGAGCCCCAGUCCCUCCAGCCCCAGAGCCCCAGUCCCCCAGCCCCAGUCCCUUCUGCCACAGAUCCCCAGCCCCUCCAGCCCCAGUCCCUCCAGUCCCCCCAGCCCCUCCAGCCCCAGUCCCUACAGUCCCCCAGCCCCAGUCCCUCCUGCCCCAGACCCUCCAGUCACAGAGCCCCAGUACCUCCUGCCACAGAGCCUCAGUCCCUUUUGCCCCAGAGCCCCAGUCCCUCCAGCCCCAGAGUCACAGGCCCUCCAACCCCAGAGCCCCAGUCCCUUCUGCCACAGAGCCCUAG
Messenger RNA from Oncorhynchus masou masou (cherry salmon), 711 nucleotides. RefSeq lists its product as uncharacterized. The transcript has 2 exons. Lineage: Eukaryota; Metazoa; Chordata; Actinopteri; Salmoniformes; Salmonidae. The record is from RefSeq and is a predicted model, not a curated record. Bases 1 to 711 code for a protein of 236 amino acids.